AUGUUUAUCAAAAACACAAAGAUGAAAGAGGAUAGCAGAGCCACAUCCAUCAGUCGCUAUUCCAGUGGUCAUAAAAUAACUACAUACGAUAAGAGUCUAUCUCCAAUGCAUCUUAUCGAAAGUUCAACUGUACCCACUAGGCAACUGCAAGCACAGAAAAGAGGGAAGUGGCACAAAGCCGAAGAUGCGCCCGUGCAGCAGCCUCAGACAACCGUUACUUAUGCAAUGCAACACAAAAAAGCUUCUCCUAGCUUGAUGGAGCAGAGAACACUUUUAGUCCAAACUAAUAUAGGCAGAAAAAAAAAAAAGCAAUGUACGAACUCAAUAAUACACACCAAACAGCGACCCAACACAAAAUGCAAGACAUACAUAAAGCCACCGAAGCUGAUGGCAGGUUGA
Molecule: messenger RNA, 399 nt
Organism: Trypanosoma brucei brucei TREU927
Lineage: Eukaryota; Euglenozoa; Kinetoplastea; Trypanosomatida; Trypanosomatidae
Exons: 1
Coding region: 1-399 (132 amino acids)
Source: RefSeq, a predicted model, not a curated record